AUGAACUCGAGGACAAAGGCGGACAUUGAAAGCUUGAGAGGUGUCAAGACAAAAAGUUCCCAUCACAAGAUCGCCUCUAAGCAGAAACGGACCAGAAACGCUCUGGAAAGAUGGUUACUUAAGCCCACCUCAAAUCCAAACACUUCUGAAAUGAUGCUUACAGAUGGACCUCAAAACCCCACAAGUCACUCUUAUGAUGGCCAUAAUGCUGUUUCAGACUCCGACGAUGACACGCAACCUAUAAUAUCACAAGGCAUGGACUGCGACGGCCUUGACCCUGCCCUGUCGAUUCAUUCCGAAAAUCAACACGUGCUUCAUGAUGGCAGUUCAGAGAAACCUGAAGUAGCAUCAAGUUCCACUAGUGCAGGGUGCUUUAGCAGAGCCAAAAUAACAGACUUCUUUUCGGGGGCUUCAGCUGCAUACUCGAGACUACGCAAGCCUGAUAAGGGCUUUGAACUACGGGACACAGGUGAGGAAAAUGAUGCCAUCUGCCUCGGAACGCCGGUUAGCGAGCUGAGAAGGAUGCCCCAAUGCGGCAAAAAACUUCCUCCUCUCAAGGAUGUUCCUGGUGUUCACACUGUGAUGAUAAGGACCGAUCUCAUUAAGUAUGCAACUGUUCCAUAUCCUUCCACAUUUGAAGAUACCUGGGAUGACGUCCAUGUUAAAAUGCCAUGUUCCAGGAAGAAUCUAUUUCCUGUUCAAGAUGAGGAAUCACAAGAACUUCAAAACAAAAGUCGGUGGGAUUUGAUCAAGCAGACUUUGACGAAACGAAUAAGCAGCGCUGAUGAGUUGAAAAAAGCAAUAUUGAAGUAUUGUGCAUCUACUGCAAAGAAGUGGGACUUCACUGCACUACAUUUGUACUGCACUAAGGUCCUGGAGCCUGCCGCCGCUGAACAUCUGUUUGGCUCCCUGCUCCCAAAGCUGGUGCAAUUAGCACUUAAGGCACCAGAGCUGUGCACCAAGCCCAUACCGCUCCUCAAGAGGGGCACCAGCCACUCCAUCAGCAUGUCGCAGGAGCAGGUGGCCUGCUUGCUCGCCAAUGCCUUCUUUUGCACUUUCCCGCGGCGUAACUCUCGACGCAGCGAGUACGCCAACUACCCAGACAUCAACUUCUUUAGGCUGUUCGAAGGGUCCUCAUCCAGGAAGACUGAGAAGUUGAAAACGCUGAUGUGCUACUUUAAAAGCAUUAUUGAGCAAAAGCCUACAGGUGUGGUCACGUUCACACGAAAAAGCUUGGAAUAUCCUCCAGAUUGGGAAAGCUCGGAGACCCUGCUAACAAAGCUGCACAUUGCAUCUGAAGGAACCAUUGAAGAUGAAGGUUAUGGAAUGCUUCAGGUUGAUUUUGCCAAUCAGUUUGUGGGAGGAGGAGUCACCAGUUCAGGUCUUGUUCAAGAGGAGAUCCGUUUCCUCAUUAACCCUGAGCUUAUUGUGUCUCGCCUAUUUACUGAAGCUCUGGAUCAUGACGAAUGCCUGAUCAUCACGGGUACACAGCAGUACAGUAAAUACACUGGCUAUGCGCAGACGUACACAUUUUGCAGCAGCCAUCAGGACACAACUUUAAGAGAUGACUGGCAAAGACGAUGCACAGAGAUAGUUGCGAUUGAUGCUCUUCCGUUCAGGAACUACCUGGAGCAGUUUCGUCCAACAAGAAUAGAGCGGGAGCUCAAUAAGGCCUUCUGCGGCUUUGCCCGGCCGGGUGAACACAGCAACAACCUCUCCGCUGUGGCCACGGGAAACUGGGGCUGUGGGGUUUUCGGAGGUGACACUUGUCUUAAAGCACUGAUCCAGAUGCUGGCAGCUGCCGAGGCGGGACGCGACGUGGCUUAUUUCACCUUUGGAGACAGCCAGCUUGUGACAGAUGUCCACAGCAUGCACUCGUUCCUCACGCGGAGGUGCAUCACUGUCGGGGAGGUUUACGAUCUCAUGAUGCAGUACUACAGUGACGUGUGCAAGACCUGCAGUGGUCAGCACCCUGACGUCAGCCUGUACGCCUUCAUCUACAGACAGGUUGGCUCUUCCCCGCCUGCCCAGUGA
Messenger RNA from Nerophis lumbriciformis (worm pipefish), 2034 nucleotides. The record is from RefSeq and is a predicted model, not a curated record. NCBI's taxonomy places the organism in Eukaryota, Metazoa, Chordata, Actinopteri, Syngnathiformes, Syngnathidae.